GUUGCAAGAGGAGGAGGGAAUGAGAGCAAGACAGUGAGCUUUACAGAGAGGGAGUGAGAGGGAGGACGAGGACAGGCAGGGAACCAGAACCGGCAUUAAAGAGACAGAGAGCUCCAAAAACUCAAGAAGAUAACAGGAGAUAAGCGUGGGAGCCUCAGCCUCCUCCGAAAAGCAGGAGCAGGGUUAUAAACAGACAGAGGAGGGGAGUUUGUCUGCAGUGCUACGACCUGUGGAUCUGCCUAUCUGUGUGUGUGUGUGUGUGGUACAGAUCAGUGUGCUUCCACAGUUCUCCUGAGGCCGUGGCAGCCAUGGCGUCAGAGCCUAGCACCCAGUCCAGGGUGAUGUUCCAGGCAGCGGACAAAGCAGAGGAGCCGCCACACCGCAAGCUGGGAAAGCUGACCGUGAAAUACAACCGCAAGGACCUGCAGAGGAGGCUGGACAUCGAGGAAUGGAUCGACGGGCAGCUGCAUCUGCUGUUCGACUGUGAGGAGGAGGAGAUUCCAGAGUUAGAAAUUGACAUAGAUGAGCUGCUGGAACUGUCUGACGAAGGGCAAAGGUCUCGGCUGGAGGAGUUGCUGCAGGAAUGUGGAAAGCCAAAAGAGGAAUUUAUCAACGGGCUGCUCUACAGGAUAAAAGGUCUACGAAAAAUGUCAGGUCCCUUGAAGAAAUAAUUAUAGGUCAAAUACAAAAAAACAAGACAACACGGAGCCUCCGAACCUGCGUUAACCGUAUGGAUGUGUGGAUGAACCAUCAGUGGGAUAGUUUUUGUUUUUCCUCUUCUUGGAUCAGAAUGGGCUGUUUUCUCUUUAUUUUAUGAACUCUUCAAAGGAAAAGUUAACUCCCAUCAUCAUAUCAAUAACAUGAUAAAGGAAACGUCAUACUAUUACUCAGAUGGACUCUUUUAUUUUGUGUAAGAGUGUACAUUUUCAGUUUCUUAUUUAUGUACAUACGCAUUUUGGUCAGGUAACGGUGGAAUAAAAUCAAACAUUUUCCAAAAAAAAA
This is a messenger RNA of Nothobranchius furzeri (turquoise killifish), 1002 nucleotides long. It is a transcript of the gene ppp1r14d, whose product is annotated as protein phosphatase 1 regulatory inhibitor subunit 14D. Gene Ontology annotation, molecular function: protein serine/threonine phosphatase inhibitor activity. Gene Ontology annotation, biological process: regulation of phosphorylation. Lineage: Eukaryota; Metazoa; Chordata; Actinopteri; Cyprinodontiformes; Nothobranchiidae. Gene Ontology annotation, cellular component: cytoplasm. The record is from RefSeq and is a predicted model, not a curated record.